UAAACAAAGUAGUACAUCUGGCUCCGGCCGGAAAACACAAACUAUUAUCUACACGAACAGAUAUUCUUAGAUUCGGAUAUAAUAGCUUUUCAAAGAAGAGAAUUGGGUCCAACUUAAAAGAUAUUCUGGGAUAUUUGCCUGUUUACCAGAACACCAGAGAUGACUCUGCUGUGGUUACUGCUGUUCACCUCAGCUUCCUCGGUUGUCAUGGUUCCUGAUAAGCCCAAGAGAUCAGCCCUGAACCAGCUCACCAGAACCUUGUUACGCAACUAUGACAGAGGUGUGAGGCCGGUCCAGAACUGGACCAGUCCCACCCUCAUCUACAUUGACCUCCUCCUGCAGUCCCUCCUGGAUGUGGACGGACAUACCCAGAAAGUCACCACAAGCAUCUGGUAUCGGCAGAUCUGGACGGACGAGUUCCUCGUCUGGGAUCCAGAAGAGUUUGAUGGUAUCACUGAGAUCUCCCUCUCCUCUGAUGCCAUCUGGGUGCCUGACAUCAUCAUCAGCGAAUUCGUGGAUGCAGGGAAGUCUCCAGCCAUCCCUUACGUCUACGUGAACUCCUCCGGGACGGUGAAGAACUACAUGCCCAUCCAGGUGGUGUCGUCCUGCGCGCUGGAGCUGUACGCCUUCCCCUUCGACAAGCAGAACUGCAGCCUCACCUUCAGGAGCUGGCUUCACUCAGUGAGCGAGGUGGACCUGGCACUGUUGAGGAGUGCAGAGACAGUAGCCAAGGACAAGAGAAGCUUCAUGAACGAUGGAGAGUGGGACCUCCUCUCUCUGCCCUCCCGCUACUGGCAGCUCCACCUGGACGGCCGGGACUACGCUCACAUACAGUUUAACGUGUUGGUCCGCCGGCGCCCCCUACUGUACGUGGUGGGUCUUCUCAUCCCUAGCAUCUUCUUAAUGGUGGUGGACGUAAUCAGCUUCUACCUGCCCCCUGACAGCGGAACACGCAUCACCUUCAAGACCAGCAUCCUCCUGGGGUACACCGUGUUCAGGGUCAACCUCAUGGACGAGCUCCCAGCCACCACCCUCAAAACACCACUCAUAAGUGUGUUCUUCGCCGUGUGCAUGGCCUUGCUGGUCCUCAGUCUGGCCAAGUCCAUCCUGGUGGUGAAGCUCCUCCACCACAGCGAGAAGGAGGUGAAGGAGAUGUCUGUGUCCGCCUGCCUGCUAGACAAGUACGGCUCGUCCAGCCAGACCUUCCUGGAGAGCACCUUCACCUCCCUCAAAACCCUGGAUGACGAGGACCAGAGUGGGGGGUUUGAGUUUGACCUGGUCCCGGAGGAAGACCUGUUCUCCCUCAGCGAAGCCCCUGAAACCCCUCCCCGCCUGGAGAGAGUCCUCCAGGAGGUCACCUCCCUGCGUCUGCACCUCCUCCAGGGACACACCGACGACUCUGCCCAGGCAGACUGGCUGGCCCUCUGCUCCAAGGUGGACCUGAUCCUGUUCCGUGUGUACCUGCUGGUCCUGACGCUCUACACGGUGACCCUGCUGCUGCUCUGGGCGAGCUGGAGCUCCGUCUGAGGGUCAGGGUCAGGGGUCAGGGGUCAUUAGUAGAAUAAUCAUAAAUAUUUAUUAACAAAUAUGUGGUCGUUUAGAAUCUGAAUCUGGUUUAUUGGCCUGGUUUAUACACGUACAAGGAAUUUGACUCUGGUUUCUACAUUGCUGUCAGUGUGUUAACAUGUAUGUAUUUAGCAGGCUUUUAUGUCCAAGGCAAUGUGCAGAGGGGGAUUUGAACCUGUGGCCUCUUGAUCAGCAGUCAAAUGUUCUCCCACCGAGCGAUACCCAUCCCCCCAUAGAGCAGACUAGGAGCCCUGCCAUGAGGUUGAUGAUGCGGGAAUGGGGAAUGUGAAGGAAUUGGAAGGCACUUGACUGUAUUUACAUUUACAUUUAGUCAUUUUACAUUUUACAUUUAAACAUCUGCUAAGAUGGAAAAUAAAUUUCUAAACUCCCAACCCACAUGACAAUACAGUUGUGAAUUCUUACCUUUGAAGAGUUCAAUGCCAGACUGACAUUUAGUGACAUUUGUAUUCCGUACAUUUCUUGAGCUGAGAAGUCGUAUCGAACAUUUUCCCCUGCUAGUUCCGUGGGUAUAUUUUCCUUCACAUCAGUGUGAUGGUAUAAUUACCUGUUUAUGGCAAUGCUUUUGCUCCCUGAAAACGUACACAAAUCAAUAAAGAGCAUUCAAAGAGCAUUGCAUUUAGCUGUAUUCCCUAUUGGUUGACUAUGAAGAAAAGCUAUUUGAGCUACUGUGACACUCGCAGGGAACUAGGCUAUAUAAGAGUUUAUAAAAUAUUGACUAUACCGGCUCACAUUAACUU
Osmerus eperlanus (European smelt) is the source of this 2324-nucleotide messenger RNA. It is a transcript of the gene htr3b, whose product is annotated as 5-hydroxytryptamine (serotonin) receptor 3B. Gene Ontology annotation, molecular function: serotonin-gated monoatomic cation channel activity; acetylcholine-gated monoatomic cation-selective channel activity. Bases 160 to 1527 code for a protein of 455 amino acids. The record is from RefSeq and is a predicted model, not a curated record. Gene Ontology annotation, cellular component: plasma membrane; synapse; neuron projection. The transcript is spliced from 9 exons. NCBI's taxonomy places the organism in Eukaryota, Metazoa, Chordata, Actinopteri, Osmeriformes, Osmeridae. Gene Ontology annotation, biological process: signal transduction; regulation of membrane potential; chemical synaptic transmission.